Molecule: messenger RNA, 636 nt
Organism: Striga asiatica
Lineage: Eukaryota; Viridiplantae; Streptophyta; Magnoliopsida; Lamiales; Orobanchaceae
Source: the annotation of a GenBank genome assembly
AUGCUCCUGCCACUCGAACAGAUGCUGGCUCAAAGUCCCCUGUGGCAUGUAUUCAUACACCAAAAGCCUCUCGUUGCCAUUAAUACAGUACCCCAAGAGCGCAACCAAAUGCCUGUGCCGAACUUUGGUGAGGACAGCAAUUUCGGCCUGGAACUCGUUCAAUCCCUUUGUGCCCAUCACCCCAGACUCCAUUCUUUUCACAGCAAUCUUAGUCCCAUCUUGCAAUUCACCCUUGUAAACGACCCCAAAUCCUCCUCUGCCCAGCACAUUAUCUUCACUGAAAUUCUCGCUUGGAACUCCAUUAUACCCAUUCACAUUAUUCCCAUUGGGUUUAAACAACUCCUUCCCAAUCUCGGACCCUUCAACCCUGCCAAAUCUCUUGUGCCGUCUCUUGAUAUAGCAUUUAUAGGAAACAAACAACACAACUCCCGUGAAUACCAAAACGGCUAUCACAACCCCAGCAAUCAUAGCUGCAGAACCAGACGAGCCCUUUCCCGAUUUAGACGUGCUUCCAUUCGGAUUCCCACUGUGAGAUCCCGUGGGCCCACCUCCGCCAGAUAUAUUCCUACCGAGAAGCGAAUUGCCAUCGUGAUUAAAUCUCACGCCAACUCGAAAUGUCGGGAUAGGACCGGAUAA